This is a messenger RNA of Stylophora pistillata, 2199 nucleotides long. RefSeq lists its product as uncharacterized. NCBI's taxonomy places the organism in Eukaryota, Metazoa, Cnidaria, Anthozoa, Scleractinia, Pocilloporidae. The record is from RefSeq and is a predicted model, not a curated record. Gene Ontology annotation, molecular function: calcium ion binding.
ACAAAGAAUGCCUGCUUUGAUGCCUAGUCAGAGAGAACGACAAGACGAGACUACGCCAAUAUUUCUUCAUUCGUGCCUUUUACAAUUUAUCCUUUACUUAAAGCGUCGACCCACUAUACUACUCGUUGAAGCCUUGUAUCCAAGGAUACCGUAAUUUAGUUUUGCAACAGUUCUGACUCAGACAGCUGCGAUUUGGAGAAAUCUUCAUUAAUUAUUAACGAGCGGGUUUUUAGAAGUAUACCUUAGAAGUAACUGCAUUAACUAACUCGGAGAUUAGUGAAGCCAUAAGAAAUGUCAUUUCGUAGACGAGAAGGUAUCCAUGAUUGAAUUUUAAACGAUGCCUCAAGGUCUUAAUGAAAAGAAGACUUGAAGAAAUAAAAGAAAGAGAGCAGAUGAACUUCGACCUCUUUCCAUCAUGCCGUGCAACACUGGUGCUACUUGUCAGAAUAACAUCAAAUUUUGGGUAGGAUUCUGGUUACUAAGCUUCCUUUAUCUUGUUCUGACAGAAGACUGCUGCAGGGUUCAGCAUUUUAGAGAAAUUUAUCCUGACAGUGCUUUCAACAAAAGCAUCAUCAACAAUGUCACAGUGGACGAAGAAGAUCAGUGUCAACUGAGGUGCUAUUUGCAGACUGACUGCAAAUCCUACAACCUCGGUCCACUAUCUCAACAAGGCAAACGAGUGUGCGAACUAAGCAGUUCGCGUUAUGAAUCACACGUGAGCCAUCUUGUUUCUCGCCCCGGUUUCAUAUACCGUCCUUCUGAGAAUUUAUGCAAAUCUGCAUGCCCAGAGAACAAAAACUGUUGCCCUCGUGGCGAAGGAUUCUCGUGCGUAUGUUUUGAUUCUGGGUUUCAAGGAGAAGGGUGCGAUGAAGAUGUAGAUGAAUGUUCAGAAGGAACUCAUAACUGUGACGCUAGGAAUGCCAUGUGCCAAAACACAGUUGGCAGUUUCAUAUGCACGUGGAGUUCAAACCAAGUCCCGUAUGGAGAUAAGUGUGCAGGUUUUCCUUUCCACUGGGCUCUAGAUGGCAUGGACAGCUUACUAACUUUACGAGGAAGUGCUGGUUUCGUAAAGCAAAAUAACAGAAUGGUUCUCUACUUGGAUGGCACAGGAGUAAACUUUGCUGAGACACCAGCCAUUCCACUCCGCCAAACAGACUUGACUAUUGCAGUGUGGAUCAAACUUGUAUCGCCCCUCACUCUAGACUCAGUUCAAACUAUUUACAGUGAUUGGUCGCGUCCUUGGCAGUUCAGGUUCUUUAUAAUGGACAGAGGUUGUCCUGUUUUUCAAGCCAGGAGAGACGUUAACGGAAUCGAGGAUAUAUUUGCUCUUGUAGUUACUUCGGACCACCGUGUUUCUCGAGAUGUGUGGAGUCACGUCGCUGUAACUUGGAGUCGCAUGCACGGCUUAGUGCAAAUAUUCAUAAACGGACAGAUGAAGGCUUCUCGCAAUGUUGAUAGCCAUUUACUUCUAGACUUCAAGAAUUCGGGGCACAGUGUCUACGACAUUGGUUUAAAAAGGGACAGUUCUACAACGACUCACGCUUACCUCAGCGAUCUUAUGGUCUUCAACCGUGACCUGUCCGAGAUUGAAAUCAGAAAUAACUUGUUUCAAUCGAAUCCCCUUCACAGUUACAUCUCUGUUGUCUCGCCCGCAAACAGCCUUUAAUGAGGUGGUCGAGAGAACUAGGUGCUUUCCAUUUGUUACAAAAAUCUGAUAACUCCAAUGCGAAAUAAAAGGAUAUGGCCGUUUCCAACGGAAACUUUUCUGAAAAAGGAAUAGUAUAGGAAGGUGUUCCUGUUUUUUUUGUUUUUGAUACUGUAUGGAAGAUUUGAAGAACCUUUUACGGGAAAUUUUGUGGAAAUUGCCCUUUGCCAGGCCUGUACUGAGCCAUGGCGUAGUUUUAAGUGAUAAUUAAGACUACUUAGCUUUAUCCUUUUCCUUUUUUUUUGUGGCCACAUUACUGCAAUAAGAGGUAUACAAUACUGCUAAUGGUCUAGGGGCUGGUAUUUAUACGAGGUCUAACUCAAAAGGCGCUUUUCAAUCGAGUGCUGUUAAACCAAAACCAAUGUGACCACAAUGGCCAAUCAGAGCAAAGAAAAUAUGACAAGAAGCCAAUAAUAACUUAAAUUAUUAUCCAACUACACCCCGUAGAGUACAAAUAACGCCAGAGACGAGUACAAAUAUAACGCGGUACUUGU